UGUUGAGUUGUGCUAAGCAGUAAUAAAGUCCUAAAUGUUCGAUUUCACUCACAGUUCAGUACUUAGUCGCGCUCACGAUGCUUUGAUACCAUUUAAUUACCACCGCAGUGACAGUGAACAUAACUUGUGAAGACGCUGCUCAUUUAUAUUAUUAAAGAAAAAUGCCCACUCACGUCGAAGUGAAAUCUGCGCUGGACCUAGGGGAACCCUCCAAGGAGUUGUUGUGUUGGGCCGAAGAAAACAUUCGAGAGGAUCCAAACACGAGAUGUCAAAUCUUAGAUGAUUUUAGAGAGAUGAUUUAUUCCAGAGGUGAAUGCACUCCUGUCAGGAUUGAUGAUUCGUUUUUGCUGCGUUUUUUAAGAAGCCGAAAAUUCGUAUUGGAAUCCGCAUACAAACUUUUUCUCAAUUAUCACGACGACUUGAGAGACGAAAACUCCGCCUACAUCCAUGGCGUUGGCUUCGAGCUUUUGGAGAAGAUCGGCGACAACGAUUUGAUCAUCGUUCCACCGUAUAGAGACCAGACAGGAAAAAGGAUUCUUUUGUAUAAGCUCGGUAAUUGGAUUCCAGAAUCCGUGACAAUCGAUGAGAUUUUAGCAGCCACUCAGCUAAUCCUAGAGCUAGCGAUAUUGGAGGAAAGGGCCCAAAUUUUAGGAGGAAUUUGUAUCAUAGACUGCGAGAACAUAACUAUGCAACAUGCUUUGCAUAUGACACCAUCAGUUGCUCGGAAGGUUGUUCAAGUGGCUGUGACCUCACAUCCCAUGCGAUUAGAAGCAAUGCAUAUCGUGAACAAUUCGUGGGCCUUUGAGAUGUUUUUCAACUUUUUCAAGCCUUUGCUACGGGGGAAAAUGAUGGAAAGGCUCUAUUUUCACGGAACUGAUAUGGAGAGCUUGCAUAAGCAUGUGGACCCCAAAAAUCUGCCACAGAAAUACGGGGGGUGCCAACCCUUUUAUGACUAUCGCGACUGGAUAAGGGGUUUUCGCAAAGACAAAACUAUUAUCGAAGAAUUGAAAUCAUUGGGAUAUAAAGUGUAGUAAUGUUUGUAGUAAUUAGAACAAUAAAUUCCAAUAGGUGUCGUAAGGCUGAUUUAGAGAUCUUGUACUUAACACGUUGGUUAUUUUGACCAAUGAUUUUAUAGAUAGCAUCUUAUUUAGUAGGUAUUCUGAAGCAAUGUACAAUUUAAUUUUAAUUUUUCUACUUAUUAAUAAACGUAUAACCAUUC
Molecule: messenger RNA, 1219 nt
Organism: Tribolium castaneum (red flour beetle)
Lineage: Eukaryota; Metazoa; Arthropoda; Insecta; Coleoptera; Tenebrionidae
Product: alpha-tocopherol transfer protein-like
Exons: 6
Coding region: 162-1031 (289 amino acids)
Cellular component (GO): membrane
Molecular function (GO): phosphatidylinositol bisphosphate binding
Source: RefSeq, a predicted model, not a curated record